Molecule: messenger RNA, 1707 nt
Organism: Sorghum bicolor (sorghum)
Lineage: Eukaryota; Viridiplantae; Streptophyta; Magnoliopsida; Poales; Poaceae
Product: serine/arginine-rich splicing factor SR45
Exons: 12
Coding region: 113-1399 (428 amino acids)
Biological process (GO): mRNA splicing, via spliceosome
Cellular component (GO): cytoplasm; ASAP complex; nucleoplasm
Molecular function (GO): RNA binding
Source: RefSeq, a predicted model, not a curated record
AACUCCCAAACCCAAUCUCUUCUUCCUUCUCCCAACCGGCUCAAAACCCUAGCCCAACACCGCAGGGUCGCCGACGCUCGCCCGGCCGCCGCCACUGCCGCCGCCGGGGACGAUGGCGAAGCCUCGGCGCGGCCGCUCCGCGUCUCGCUCCUCCUCGGGCUCUUCCUCCCGCUCGCCGUCCCACUCCGUCUCCUCCGGCUCCGUCUCGUCGCGCUCGCGGUCGCGCUCCCGCUCCUUCUCGUCGUCGUCCUCGCAGUCCCGGAGCCGCUCUCCUCCUCCGGCUAAGCGCGGUUCGCCUGGAGCACGGAAAGGCCGAUCACCUUCACCGCCCCCUAAAAAGGGUUCACCCUCAAAGAAAGUCCGUUCGCCAUCACCACCACCUAAAAAGGCUUCACCCCCUAGGAAAGCGUCUCCUGCUGAGUCAGCUGUUCUCUGCAUUGAUCAUUUAUCAAGGAAUGUUAAUGAGGCUCACUUGAAAGAAAUAUUUGGAAACUUUGGUGAAAUAGUGAAUGUGGAGCUUUCAAUGGACCGAAUGGUUAACCUUCCUCGUGGCUAUGGAUAUAUUGAAUUCAAGAAGAGAGCUGACGCUGAGAAGGCUCUUCUUUACAUGGAUGGUGGUCAAAUUGAUGGAAACGUUGUUAAGUUGAGAUUCACUCUUCAACCACGCCAAAGGGCUGCAUCACCUAUGAAAGCUCCGCCCCCUCCUCCAAAAAGAGAUGCUCCCCAGAUUGAAAAAGGUGUUACCAGUGCUGAAAAGGAUGCCCAGCAGCGUCCUAGGGAAUCAUCUCCACGAAGGAAGCCAGCUUCACCUCCACGGAAACGAUCUCCAAAUCGAAGGGCUGAAUCACCCAGGCGUCCACCUGACCCAUCACCUAGGCGUCGUCCUGAUUCUCCGCCUAUUCGUCGCCGACCAGAUCCUUCUCCUGUCAGGCGUGGGGACACACCUCCUCGCAGGAGACCACUGUCUCCAGUUAGAAGGCGUUCUCCUUCUCCACCACCUAGGAGGCAUAGGUCACCGAUGCGUCCUUCACCUAGGAGGGGACGUGGCAGCCCGUCACCACGCAGGCGCUCCCCUGGGCCUCUUAGGCGGCGGUCGCCACCUCCAAGGCGGUUGAGGAGCCCACCAAGAAGGCCGCCACCUCCACGUCGCUAUAGUCGCUCUCCUCCUCGCCGACCCCUUCGCUCCCGCUCCAGAUCAAUUUCUCCAAGAAGGGGACGAGGGCCUCCGUUGAGGCGUGGUAGGUCAGACUCAUCAUAUUCUCGAUCACCUACUCCACCGCCAAGAAAGGGGCCAAGAAGGGUAUCAAGGAGCCGCAGCCCUAGAAGGCCUCCUAGAGGAAGAAGCAUCUCUAGUGACAGCCGAAGCAGCAGUUCACCUUCCCCUAGACGCGGCAGGUAGAAGGAACCCGUGGCAUUGUGUAUCCGGCAGGUAAAGCCUUUUAUCCCUUGACUCUAUCUGUAUCGUUUGCCUGUGCUUGUGACUUGCUGUGAGCUCAAGUGUUGGUUCGAGGAGAGGAUACGAGAACCCUACGGCAAUGCUUCCAGUGGAUCUGCUUUAACAUGCCCGGUGGACUCUCUGGCUUGUGAUUUGUACUCGAGACAAAGUUACCUGCUAUGUGGGCUUAUGUACUUGAUUGUACUGAAGUAUUUUGAAGUUCUUAACUUGUUUCCGCACAGGAGUCUGGUUCUAAAAAAUUAUGUGGUAAA